This is a messenger RNA of Charadrius vociferus (killdeer), 1143 nucleotides long. RefSeq names its product pleckstrin 2 (gene PLEK2). The coding region runs from base 1 to 1068 and encodes 355 amino acids. The record is from RefSeq and is a predicted model, not a curated record. Gene Ontology annotation, cellular component: plasma membrane. Lineage: Eukaryota; Metazoa; Chordata; Aves; Charadriiformes; Charadriidae. Gene Ontology annotation, biological process: intracellular signal transduction; actin cytoskeleton organization. The transcript has 9 exons.
AUGCAGGAGGCAGCUGGAGUGCUGAAGGAGGGAUUUCUUGUCAAACGGGGACAUAUUGUUCGUAACUGGAAAGUGAGAUGGUUCGUUCUGCUUCAAGAUAAGCUGCUGUAUUACAAAAUUGAAGGAGGCAAGAAGGAGCCUUCACCGAAGGGCAGGAUCCUUCUAGAUGGCUGCACUAUUACCUGUCCAUGCCUGGAAUAUGAAAACAGACCGCUACUCAUCAAACUUAAGACAAAAACCAACACAGACUAUUUCCUCGAAUGUUGCUCCAGGGAGGAGCGAGACUCUUGGGCUUUGGACAUCACUGGAGCUAUUCAUGCUGGUCACCCAGUACAGGUACAAGAGCUUCACAAAAUGAAGAAUUCCUUCAAACUACUAGAGAAUAUCAGUCUCCACCACAUAGUGGAGAGAAUGUGUGACAACACUACUGGAAUUAAGCUGACCCGCAACUUGGAGCAAGGCAACAGAUACAAAGAGACCUUUACAGGUUCUGCCCUGGUGGACUGGCUCAUCUCCAAUAGCUUUGCUGUGUCACGAUUUGAGGCCGUCACUUUGGCAUCCAUGCUGAUGGAGGAGAACUUCAUCAAGCCUGUGGGAGCCCGCAGCACUGAGGCCACACGCUACAGUGACCUCUCUGAGCAGUUCCUUGACGACUCCACUGCACUGUACAUGUUUGCUGAGAGCAGUAAUAAAAAUAUCAGUUCCAAGGAAGAGCUGCAAUUUAACAUCUCUGAAUUAAGUGGCACAAUUGUGAAGCAAGGAUUCUUAGUGAAGCAGGGCCACAAGAGAAAAAACUGGAAGGUGAGGAGAUUUGUUUUGAGAGCUGAUCCUGCUUUUUUGCACUACUAUGACCCCACUAAGGAAGAAAACAGACCAGUAGGUGGAUUUUCUCUUCGUGGCUGUCUUGUCUCAGCUCUGGAGGACAAUGGAGUCCCAGCAGGAGUGAAGGGCAAUGUACAAGGCAACCUCUUCAAAAUCAUCACUAAAAAUGACAUUCAUUAUUACAUUCAGGCCAGCUCCAAGGCAGAGCGAACACAGUGGAUUGAGGCGAUCAAACCAUUGACAUGAGUAAGGUCAACUCCAUGCCAAAAGACAAGUCACAUUUGUGAACAAGUUUCCUGCCCUCAUUGUCUGGGAGUGUUG